CAUCGGAGGAUACCAUACCACCAUCCAAAACCCCAAGCACAAGCCUAUCAACUACGUAACGAACUAACAGGCUACUAGUCACUAGAUUUCUCGUUUCUCCUAAACAAUGGUAGUGGAUUUUCGUGGGCCGCGACGGCAGCCGGAACACUUUUCCAAAGAACUCCGAAUCGACUGUUCGGACGGAACGAGUUCCAUGGAAGAUUCUGCCAGAACACGGACCCAAAUCCAAUCAUCGUCAAGUAUACACUCCAGUCCGGAUCCCGAAGAUUGCUACACGCCAGUACUCCCGUGCGACGACGUCGGAAUGCCUUGGAACCGACUGGACGCUGCGUUCGACAACGACCGCAUCCACCGUAGCCCAAGCGGUGGGGAUCUUUCUCCCGUGCUCCGAAUUUCCGGAUCGGUCGGGACCGAACACAAUCUCUCGAAUCCACUCUAUAUUGCCUCCGGAGAGAACGUGGCCGCGGCGGUGGCUCAAUGGUACGCACCCGGCGUGGGACCCGCCGAUGGUCCGGGCGGGAUGGUGCCCGGAACACCACGAACAAUUCUAAAGGUGCAAGCGCUCACCCGAUCAGCCGCACACGGGGUCGAGCUCGCGUUGCUUUUGCCUGCCGUUACCGGGUGUUCCGUAGACGAGCUACAGCUGCAGGACUUUGAUUGGCGAGUCAAUGAUGUCAAUGCUUUGUGUACGAGUGAUAGUGGGACGAAACGCGUACGCAUCCAACACGGCAGUAUGUCCGACGCGGCCGUACACGCUCUGGCUCGAGACCUAGUCACCGCACCGACACUUGGUGACGAUAAGCCGGUCAGCUUGCUACUGGAUCAAGUAGAUAUCUCUCCGAGGGCACUCCAGGGGUUGUUCGCUAGUGUGGCCCGUGCUCCGAAGUUGAUAUCCUUGGGGCUAGUUGCCAUGCAAAUGCGCAACAAUGUAUUACUUAACGCUUUCACGCAGAGUCUUUCCACCAACCAUAGUCUGCACGAGCUCGAUCUGUCCUGGAAUACCUUUUCACUCUGGCAGUGGAAAGAGCUCUGUCGCGCCGUGCGGGAGCAUUGUUCUUUGCGAAUUCUCAAACUCAACUGGAUUUCGCACGGCACCCAACAUCGUGACGACGAAUGCAUCGACGAGCUUUCCCGCACGCGGACCACGGCAUUGCUGAACAUGGUACAAGCGAAUCCCAACAUUCAAGAGAUUCAAUUGGAGGCGUUGAGAGAUUCCGAUUACGAUACAGCCCUUCUCGACUGCCUGCAGUCGGGCCUGACGGUCCGACGGCUAUACCAACAUCGUGUGGCCGCUCUAGCCGACCAAGACACCAGUGGUCACCGUAGAGCGCUCCUACUACAAUCGCUCGUCCACGCACAGCAGUCAUCCUGUCGGCACGAUUUGUUUUUUUGCAUUCUUACCCAAAGUACCGACGCUCUGGCGAUCGAGCGCGGACAACCGUUCGGCAGCUAG
Messenger RNA from Phaeodactylum tricornutum CCAP 1055/1, 1453 nucleotides. RefSeq lists its product with no specific name. Lineage: Eukaryota; Bacillariophyta; Bacillariophyceae; Surirellales; Neidiaceae. Bases 107 to 1453 code for a protein of 448 amino acids. The record is from RefSeq and is a predicted model, not a curated record. The transcript has a single exon.